AUGGCCGCGCCGCUGCGGGAGCCGCUGCUGCCCAGGCACGCCCCGAAGGUGGCCGCGAAGGACAUCACCACAACCGUCGCUGCCUUCGUGUGUUUCGUCUUGGUGAGGAGCGUUCACCCCAUCGUAAUCGACAUCUCGAAGACCGAUGGUCGCCUGGCUUACGCGAAGGCGUCUCCCUGCGUCGUCAACUCUGCGGUGGACGUCUUCGUCGGCAACGCUAUCGCGCUGCUCUUGGGAGGCACCCAAGGCCUGAGGCAGUGCUGGGAGCCGACGUCGCUGAAGGUGUUCUCCGCCAUCGCCGUGCUGUACGCCUUCGGCGACUUUUUGGAGAUGGUGUCCAUGUCUGUUAUGGCAGUCCGUGGGGUGCAGAGGACCCUCGCAAUCUCUGCGGUCUGGGAGCUCGCUGCGCGGCGGGCUACGGUGCACCUGAGGGCCAGCGGCGCCCGCGACGCGCUUGCCCGAUGGGGGCGCCCGUUCAUGGGAAGAAGCCGCCUGGCGUCGAGCCUGGACCUGGCUCUGCAGUGCCUGGCUCUGCGGGGCCGUGGGCCGUCGGGCACCGCGGGCGCGUCGUGGGAGCUCGAGGACAGCGUGGCGGGGGCCGUGCCCGCGCGCGGGCUCGCGCCGCAGCGGGAGUGGCAGGAAGAGGGGUGGGAAGAUCGCGUGCGCGCCCUGAUCGGCUGCCGGGUGAUGCUCCAGGACCGGGCUCGCCGCCUCUGCUCCGCGCGACGGCUCAGUGCCGCGGGCGGGGCACGCGGUUGCUUUCCAUUGGUGGGCCUGGGGUGGCUGUCGGACCAAGGCGAGUACGACAAGGGGCUCCAGCGGUUCUGCGACCGUUGCGCACGGGGCGCCGUCUCGCGCGGCCGCGAGCCGAAGCCGAAGCCAGAGACGCCCAGGGCGCCGACGCGCUCCCCCAGGGGCCCCUCGGGGGAGCGCGGCGCCGAAGGCGCCUUCGCCGGUGGCUCGCCGCGGCGCGUUCGCCGCCGCCCAGCGGCGCCGCGGCCGCAGGCGCUGGCGAGGCGCGAGCGGGUGCGCCCCAGGGCGGCCGAGCGGAAACUCCAGCGACGCAGCUCCGCUCGCGAGGAGCUGCUCGGCCCCCUCGCGAGCCGCCGCCGAGCUGCCUGCGUGGUGAUGUCCGAGGACCGCGCAGGCGGGCUCCUGGUCGAGGAACGCGCCGAGGCUGCGUCGGGGCCCCGGCGGUCCCGGGUCCGCGCGGCAGGCCGCCUUGAUUUCCAGCAGGCGCUGGACCAGGGCGGCACUGUUUGA
This is a messenger RNA of Prorocentrum cordatum, 1263 nucleotides long. Lineage: Eukaryota; Dinophyceae; Prorocentrales; Prorocentraceae. The record is from the annotation of a GenBank genome assembly.